CACCUGUGUGCCUUUGACGACAGAAAGCGUUUUCGUUUCGAAUAAGAGCAGUCUGCUUGCUCAUCUCCGCAAUCAUUUCUCCCAGCCUAUAAAAGACUAAGGAGAAUUUUAAGUUGUACCAGUAAUACAAAGUUUACCACAAUGCCAAAAGUCAAAAGAAGUAAAAAGCCGCCUCCAGAAGGCUGGGAGUUGAUUGAACCUACACUAGAAGAAUUGGAAGCAAAAAUGCGAGAAGCUGAAACGGAUCCCCAUGAAGGAAAACGAAAAGUUGAAGCAUUGUGGCCCAUCUUUAAAAUCCAUCACCAGCGUUCGCGUUACAUCUUUGAUCUCUUUUACAAACGAAAAGCUAUUUCACGAGAGUUAUACGACUAUUGCUUGAAAGAGCAUAUUGCUGAUCAGAGUCUAAUUGCAAAAUGGAAGAAGCAAGGGUAUGAGAACUUGUGCUGCCUCAGGUGCAUUCAAACCAGAGAUACAAAUUUUGGUACCAACUGCAUAUGUCGUGUGCCUAAAGCCAAAAUGGAAGAGGGCAAAAUUGUCGAGUGUGUUCAUUGUGGUUGCCGUGGCUGCUCAGGAUGAAGGAUGCGAACACAAAUAAUAUCCAUUUUUUAAUACUACGAUUAUGACAAAUUUAUUGUUUUUUGAUAAAAUGAACAGUGAAACGAC
Messenger RNA from Daphnia carinata, 663 nucleotides. It is a transcript of the gene l(1)10Bb, whose product is annotated as protein BUD31 homolog. Gene Ontology annotation, biological process: mRNA splicing, via spliceosome. The record is from RefSeq and is a predicted model, not a curated record. Gene Ontology annotation, cellular component: spliceosomal complex; nucleus. The transcript is spliced from 5 exons. The coding region runs from base 142 to 576 and encodes 144 amino acids. NCBI's taxonomy places the organism in Eukaryota, Metazoa, Arthropoda, Branchiopoda, Diplostraca, Daphniidae.